AAACUCUGCCAGACACAACCCUCCCGUCAGCUGCUCAACGUAACAGCCAACCAGUCAUACUUAAGAACAAGUGAGAGCAAUAAUAUAAGUGUAAAGUGAGCGUCAUGGCCCCAACACAGCACCACACGAACAGCAUCAGUGGCAGUUGCACCAGCAUCAAGGAUAUGCUUGAUCACUGGGGCCAGAGAUCCACCUUGAUGAACGACUGUCAAGAGAAUCUGACAGAGGCAGGCCAGGCAGUCACUCUCUCAGAGGACGAGCAUCACCACCAGGUGGUGUUGGAUGUUCGUGAUUACAUGAGGGAAGGCGUGAAGAUUGACGUGGUUGACGGGAACCAGUUGGUGGUGGAGGGCAGUGUUGGGCAGCGGCAGGAGGGCUCACCAAUUUCCGAGAAGAGUUUCCGACGUCGGUUCUCCUUUCCUAAUCUCGCCAGGAUAGAGACCGUGACCUCCACCAUGUCCCCUGACGGUGUCCUUAAAGUUAUUGUGCCCAAGAGGAAGGUUGUUGAUGUAACCGAUCUAUAGAGGCACACUGAGGCUGGUCGGCGUGUAUUAAAAAAAAUCGAUUCUCAUGAAAAAAAAAACGAAUCUAGUGGAGGUAGAAGGUCGCGUGGAGAAGCAAGAGGGAGAAUUAAAGUCGAACAAGAGCUUCUGUCGUCGCUUUAAUCUUCCUGGCGUGGUGAACUUGGACACCAUCACCUCUGCCAUAUCUUCGGACGGCGUCCUCACUAUCAGGGCGCCUAAAACCUCGGGGGACGCUAGUGUGAGGACGGCAUCCCGGGAGGAGAGGACGCUGCAUCGUCAGGACACCAGUGAGGCCAGUAGCGAGGGGCGUGACGGCUACACCCCGGCCUCACACAACUCAUCUGGUGACUAAGAGAGAUUUUAUUCACCACACGGAAAUAUACUUCAGAAGUUUCAUGUAUAUACUAGUGUAUAUAUUUUGUAAAUAUUCACAGCUGUAUAUUUUCUUAAGAUAAAUAAAUAUUGAUA
Molecule: messenger RNA, 992 nt
Organism: Homarus americanus (American lobster)
Lineage: Eukaryota; Metazoa; Arthropoda; Malacostraca; Decapoda; Nephropidae
Product: heat shock protein 22-like
Exons: 2
Coding region: 105-524 (139 amino acids)
Biological process (GO): protein refolding; response to heat
Molecular function (GO): protein folding chaperone
Source: RefSeq, a predicted model, not a curated record